Molecule: messenger RNA, 2975 nt
Organism: Cinara cedri
Lineage: Eukaryota; Metazoa; Arthropoda; Insecta; Hemiptera; Aphididae
Source: the annotation of a GenBank genome assembly
AUCGUGUUCAAAUUUUCAAAAGAUAAUGAUAAACGAAAAGAACAUUGGUGGGGGCAGUACAGUCGAAUGUCGAUAAGGUAAUGGCGGCAAUGUCUUUUCGCUAUAAUAAUUAUUAUUUUUAUUAUUAUAAUUUAUUAUUAUUAUUAUUUAAAUCUAAAUAACUGUAUAAAAUGAUCAUGUCUACAGCUCUGGCAGUUACUAAUAUUCAGAACUUCACGAAUCAAUCGUCGAAACACUUUCACGUGCGCUUAACGCUAAAUUAUUCCGAUAUAUUAUUAUUAUAUCGUUCAAAAUAGUUUCUUCCGUGGUUAUUUACUUUUUUUUAUAUUGUAUAAUAUUUAUCCGUUAAGACCUACAUUGUUUUUUUUUUUUUAAAACAAUUGCUAACAUGGCAACACGAUCUGUAGUAUUGGAGUUGAACAAACGUUAUUUCAUUGAAGACAAAUUUCUAGCUUUGGACUGUGUUUAUGAUCAAACUGUGAGUACUUGUCUAUUAACUAUGGUUAAAGUUUUUCAAAUAAUAAAAAAUACCACUGUAAUAAUUUCAUUUUUUUUUAAAUUUAAUUAAUGUUUAGAAAAUGAAACCAUUGCUUAAAGAUUGGAUUGGAUUGUAUCAGUGUGAAAAUAUAAAACUGUAUGAACCUCUAAUAUUUGAAUAUGUCAUGGAUCAUCCAACAAUAGAUGGAAAUCGUUUUAAAAUUAAAUUUCUUCCACAACUUUUUGCUAAAUAUAUUCAUUGUUCCCGUAAAUACCAGUUUGUUUAUGUGGAUUCCUAUUUCAAGGUAAAAAAAAAAUGUAUUUUAUUUUUUAUAAUUGUAUUUUUAAUCUAAUCCAUAUUAAAAGCUAAUAUACUAUUUUGGGGAAUUAAAACUUAAAAUAAAUUCCAAUUUGUGAAGAUCAACUAUUCUGUUUAAUAAAUACGGGAAGGUAAUUAAAUUUGUUGUCAGUUGUGUAAAAGGAAAUAAAAAAGUAAUUUGUUAAUAACAUUUAAACAAAAGUAUUAAAUAUAAUUUAUUAAAAAUGUUUAUAAGUAAAACUAAAGUUAAAAUUAUUUAUAUAAUAUCUAAUUUGGUAGUUGUAAUCAGUAAAAAUACCAGUUAUACAACACAUUUAAUGAAUCAAUUAUGAUUAAAUUUCAGAACUAAUAGUUAUUUUUUGUUCUUUAUGUAAAUAUAAGUUAGUUAGUUUUUAAUAUUAAAAGUAAUCAUAUAAUUUUGUAUACUAAAUAUUAAAAUACAAAAAUUAUUAAUGAAUUUUAAUGUUUUAUAUUGUAUUAUAAUUUAUUUUAUUUGUAGAUUAUUGCAACUAGCGAUCCAAUUGAAUUUGUGCAUAAGAAUGAUUGUGCCUGCAAUAAUACCCUUAAGCAAACAACAAAUUACAUGAUUCACACAAAAAUGGGACAGGUUAGUAAUAAAAUAUAUAUUAGUGGUUUAAAUUAUAAUGUAAAUAAACAAUUGUUUUACGUUACUGUAAUCUUAUUCAAAUUUAGAUAAAGUAAAUAAAUGUAUAUAUAAAAAUAAAAUAAAUAAAUAAAUCAAUGUGUUGCUUGGGGUAUUAUGAUAAAUAUAUUAUAUCACUGAUUUUGAAUUAAAAGUUCAUCAUCAGGUAUAUCACAGUCAAAAAUGACGAGAGAGUGAGGAGAGAAGCUACCCAGCAGUAACACUCAGAAAAAAUAAAUAUAAUUUUAAUAAAGUGUUUGUUUUUAAUUAUAAUAAAGUAAAUAAAUAUAGUAAUACCUAUAGUAUUCCUUCGUUUAAUUUUUUAUAUUCAGUCACGUUUUACACUUUGACUGUGAUAUACCUGAUAUGAAUUUCUAAUUUGAAACCAGUGUUAUAAUAAUACUCCAGGCGAUACAUUAAUUAAUUAAUUUAAUUUUUAUAUAUUUAUUUACGGGUAUUAAUAAUUUUAAUAAUUUUGUUUUUACAUUAUUAAUUUAUUAUUUUUCAAAUUUUAGAAUUGCAUAAAUAAGUUAAAAAUGUUAUACCAAUUAUAAACUAGAACUAUGUUUUAAUUAACAUAUGAUAAGAGACAUUUUCAAGACAUUGUAGACAGGACGACAAUUUAAAUAUUUUCAAUAUACCUAUUUUUAUGUAUGUUUUGAAACUUAGGAUGUUAAUAUUGUAAUUCAACGUUUAAAAUAUCUUGAAGAAAGACUGUUGGAAUAUGAAAAAAAUAAAAAUGAAGCAAUUCAACUCAAUGAACAGCUGGUAAAUAAAUUGAAAGUGUGUGAAAUGCUUCGAUCUAGAGGUGAACAAUUUAUUGAUAAUCUAUACAAUGCACUCGACCAAGGAAAACCAGUGAAGUUAAUAAACUCCAAAGGACACACUGUAAGAUUAAAACAAAAACUAAAUUUCUUUUUAUAAUAUAAAAUUAUUAUCUAAUUAUUUUUAUUUCAUGUAUUUGGCAAAAUAUUUACCUAUUAAUUAUUUUGAUAGUGUGUAGUUAAAUCCUAUUAUUCAGCUCUUAAAACAAUGUUUCAAAUUAAUUAUAGCGUUGGAUCAAACGCAUGCAGACGAAUGAAAUAAAAAACCAUGUGUUAUCUACCAAAACUGUUCGAAAUGAUGUAUAUUUGACAGCAAUCAUAAAUUCUCAAGAAAAAGAGUUGCAGAGAUUAAAAAUCAUCAACAAUGAACUUAAUCAUAAACUUUCAAACUAUAAUGUGAGUUUUAUUUACUUCAUACUUGUAAAUAAUGUUUUAAAGGUAAUUCAAUUUUAAAUUUAGGAAUUGGUGAUGUAUAUUUCUGAACCGGACAAUCUGUACAAAACUGGUGCAUCAAAUGCUACCACUCAAAUAAAAUCAAUUACUUCUGCAGUAGUCAAAUCAGUUGAUGAACUUGAAAUCAGUGAUGACUACUGUGAGUAAAAUGUAUUCUAUCUUAUAUACUUUUUUUUGUUUAUAUAUAUAUAUAUUUUUUUUAAACCGACCUAUUUGUUCUUCCUGUUAUUACUGAUUUUACAUUUUAGUUUAAAUACAG